UCAAACGUAGAAUGCGUCGUCCGAACAUUAAAUGGAUGAUCAAGUCGGUGGUGUUGGUCCUCCUCACAUUGAUGCUCUUCCUGCUCAUCACCAGCUGGAUCUCGUCCUCGCCGUACACCAACAAACCAGUUCAUCAUGGCAUUGAACCCGAGGCCUUACCACGUGUCGUUUAUCGAAAUGGCGAUCGUGCAAAAAUUCAUCUCGAUCAACCGGUGCACAGAAAACAUGCGGAUACGAACGAACAGAAUCCUGAACUCCCAGAGGUUGUCUAUGAAGAUGUGCAGGCAGAGGAACCAGCGGGAAUUCCGCCUCCGGCUGUGAAGGAGAAAAGGAAGCAAGCAGCUAAAAAGAAAGAGGAGGAGCAGACGAUGCAAGUGGCAGCGCCCAAUGAGGUUGAUGAUGGUGAUGGGCUAAAGAAGGAUUGGCAUGACUACAAGGCAAUGGUCAGCGACAGCAAGCGAGUGGGCAUCGGGGAGCAGGGCGUGGCAGCCAAGCUGGACGAGAAGGUGAAGGAACUGGAGGAGAAACUUUCCCUGGACAAUGGCUUCAAUGCGCUGCUCUCCGAUUCCAUCUCGGUGAAUCGUUCACUGCCAGAUAUAAGACACAAGGCCUGCCACAGCAAACUGUACCUCAAGAAGCUGCCCACUGUUUCUGUGGUCAUCAUCUUCUACAAUGAAUAUCUGUCCGUCCUGAUGCGAUCCGUGCACAGUUUGAUCAAUCGCUCGCCUCCCGAGCUGCUCAAGGAGAUCAUUCUUGUGGAUGAUUUCAGUGAUCGUGCCGAACUCUACAAACCUUUAGAGAACUACAUAGCCGAGCACUUUAGCUUCGUGCGCGUUGUGCGUUUGCCUCAGCGCACUGGCUUGAUUGGAGCACGUUCGGCGGGUGCUCGAAAUGCCACCGCAGAAGUGCUGAUCUUCCUCGAUUCGCACGUCGAGGCCAACUACAAUUGGCUGCCUCCGCUGCUGGAGCCGAUUGCACAGAAUAAACGCACUGCCGUCUGUCCAUUCAUCGAUGUCAUCGAUCACUCCAAUUUCAAUUAUCGGGCGCAGGACGAAGGACAACGCGGUGGCUUCGAUUGGGAAUUCUACUACAAACGUUUGCCUCUGACGGCGGAGGAUUUGAAGCAUCCAGCUGAGCCGUUCAAGAGUCCUGUCAUGGCUGGCGGUCUCUUUGCCAUUUCCACCGAAUUCUUCUGGGAAUUGGGAGGCUACGAUGAGGGUCUGGACAUUUGGGGCGGAGAACAGUACGAGUUGAGUUUCAAGAUUUGGAUGUGCGGUGGUCAAAUGUUCGAUGCACCUUGCUCCCGUGUGGGACACAUCUAUCGUGGACCACGCAAUCAUGUGCCCAGUCCACGCAAAGGCGAUUACCUGCAUAAGAACUACAAGCGUGUGGCGGAAGUCUGGAUGGAUGAGUACAAAAACUAUUUGUAUGCCAAUGGCGAUGGCAUCUACGAGAAGAUCGAUGCUGGCGAUUUGACCGCACAGAAGGCGAUACGCACCAAGCUGCAGUGCAAAUCCUUCAAGUGGUUCAUGGAGGAGAUAGCUUUUGAUCUGAUGAAAGUCUAUCCACCUGUGGAGCCGCCCAACUAUGCUAGCGGUGCCAUACAGAACGUGGGCGAUCCAACGCUCUGCGUUGAUACGCUCAGUCGCAGGCGUCACAAUAAAAUGGGUGUCUAUCAAUGUGCCAUCGAUUUGGUGAAGCCACAGAAAUCACAAUACUGGGCGCUGAGUUGGAAGCGAGACAUAAGAUUACAUCGCAAGAAGGAUUGUCUCGAUGUGCAGCUGUGGGAUAAGAACGCACCGAUUUGGCUGUGGGAUUGCCAUGGACAGAAGGGCAAUCAAUAUUGGUACUACGACUAUCGCAAAAAGAUGAUUAGACACGGCUUGGAAGGCAAACGUUGCAUGGAACUCUUACCAGAUUCCGAUGAGUUGGUGGUCAACACCUGUGAUCCAAAUAACAAGUACAUGAAGUGGACGUUUGGCUUUGUCAACAAGACAGCGCUGGACAACUAUAGCCAAGAUCUGGAGCUGGCGCUGAAGUUUUAGGAGUAGUAAUAACGAUAUUGAUAGUCAUAGAGAGUGUGUCUGUAUGUGAGUGUGUGUGUGCGUGUAAGGUUUUAAAAUUCACUCGCCUCUUGCCAUGUACUUAAAACGCAAUUGUGAAGUCUAAUUUUUUGUAUCUUAUGUAGUUUUAUGUACAGACAAUAAGUAUUUGAAGAAGAGUGUAGAGUAUAAACUGUAAGAGAGAGAAAUUUUCAUGUUCCGAACGCACAUUCCAAUUGUCAUUAAAUUCGAAACAAUUAAGAGAGAGUCCUAUAUAUAAUUCCGAUUGCCACGAAGCCUUGUUGUUACCCUUGUACCCUUACCUUGGGUACAAAAAAAUAAUAUCUACAAUAUGUAAAUGAAAAUUGACAGAGUUUGUUUAACUUUGUUUGUCGUUUUAUUUAAUAUUAAUAUCUGGUUGCUUUCAAUACGCGUACUUUAAAUAAAUAUAAUUUAUGUUUUUCAUAUA
Molecule: messenger RNA, 2511 nt
Organism: Drosophila nasuta
Lineage: Eukaryota; Metazoa; Arthropoda; Insecta; Diptera; Drosophilidae
Gene: Pgant6
Product: Polypeptide N-Acetylgalactosaminyltransferase 6
Exons: 3
Coding region: 12-2045 (677 amino acids)
Biological process (GO): protein O-linked glycosylation
Cellular component (GO): Golgi apparatus
Molecular function (GO): polypeptide N-acetylgalactosaminyltransferase activity
Source: RefSeq, a predicted model, not a curated record